AUGCCUCUCCUCAAAUAUUUCACCCUGGCGGUCGCGCUCUCGCGCGUGGCGGCGGAGGGCCCGUGCGUCGACGAACCCGACGCAACUCUACCCGGCGGCUACGGCGCCCAGGGCGACGACGGCUACGAGUACGGUUCACAGGACGACAAUUACUACGAGUACGGUGCCCAGGACGACGACGCCGACGCCGACGCGGCGACCGGCGACGGGUCCAACUUCUACGACGACGCAGCCGCCGAAGCGGAGGAGGAGCCCGCCGCGCAGCCCGCGGCGGCCGCGCCCGAGCCCACGGAAGCGGAGGAGCCCGCCGAGCAGCCCGCGGCGGGCGCGCUCGAGCCCGAGUCUACGCUUGAGGAUUCCAAACCGGCAGUGAUCGCGGAGGCGGUCGCCAUCGACGUCACCGAGGACAUCAAUUACGAGGCGAAGUGGGCGCCGACGGAGGUCGUCGUCGCGCUCUUCAUCUUCGUGACCUGCGCCUUCUCGAUGACGCGGCUCUGCCGCGCGAAGGAGGACCAGUACGCGCCCGUCACGCGCGCGAUCUCGGAGGAGGACCUCGUCGCGCCCGACGUCGAGACGGGGCCCACGCUGGAGGACAAGCGGCGGAUGCUAGACUAG
Molecule: messenger RNA, 615 nt
Organism: Pelagomonas calceolata
Lineage: Eukaryota; Pelagophyceae; Pelagomonadales; Pelagomonadaceae
Source: the annotation of a GenBank genome assembly